CGCAUGUCGUGCCACGGGCAUGGAAGCCCGUACCGCCGGCUCCCAGAGCGGUCUCUUCUCAUCCCCUCCAGGCCUGCGCCUUGCCGGGGGAGGUCAGACAUCCUCCCGGCGGGUGUCACCUGCGCCUGCCCGGGGCCGCUGCGGCGGGGGAGGCCGGCGGUCAGGCGGGGGAGCGCAGCGCAUCCCAGAUAAAAUGGAGAUCUCCUUCUCUCGGUGCAUUUAGGAAUGCAACUUGGAUCCCGGGAGGAUGUAUAAAGAUUAAGUGUCAAGCGCCAAAAUGAGUGUGACUUCGUGGUUCUUGGUGAGCAGCACUGGCAUUCGCCAUCGGCUCCCUCGGGAGAUGAUAUUUGUUGGCAGAGAUGACUGUGAACUGAUGCUACAGUCCCGCAGUGUUGAUAAGCAGCAUGCUGUGAUCAACUACGACAAGGAGAAAGAUGAGCACUGGGUGAAGGAUCUCGGGAGCUUAAAUGGCACGUUCGUCAAUGACAUGAGGAUUCCUGACCAGAAGUACAUCACCCUAAAACUGAAUGAUGUCAUUCGCUUUGGCUAUGAUUCAAACAUGUAUGUCCUGGAACAAAUUCAACACAAAGUCCCAGAAGAAGCGUUAAAGCAUGAGAAGUACACCAGCCAACUUCAGAUGAAUUACAAAGGCACGGCAAUGAAGAGGGCAGUGCAGCCCAUGGAGUACAGUGGCUACACAGAGUCCCCGCAAGCAAAGCUGGAGAAAGGAGAGAGGAAAACAAUUACAGAAACCAGUACUUACCGCACCCCUCUUUAUGGGCAGCCCUCCUGGUGGGGGGAAGAUGAUGCAAAUAACAAGGAGGACAGAAGGCAAGAGGAACAUUAUUCAGAAAGACCAAAAGAGAUAACCCAACAUGAAGAGGAACUGAAUGGUAAUAUUUCUGCUUAUAGAGAUGCCCAAGAACAGUCUGUGUUUGCCUUCCGUAGAGAGCCGAGUUAUUUUGAGAUUCCAACUAAAGAAUUUCAGCAGCCACCAAAAUCUCAAGAAACACAGGUCCAUGAGAUCCCAACAAAGGAUGUUGACGCUGUAGUAGCCCCCGUCGUACAAAGUCAUGCCUCUUUCACCAUUGAGUUUGAUGAUGGUACCCCUGGUAAAAUAAAGAUAAAAGACCAUGUGACUAAAUUUUCACUCAGACAGAGAAGACCAUAUAGUAAAGAACCAGCUCAUACGGAAGUGAUGUCAGCAGAGAGCAAAGUGGCUGACUGGCUUGUCCAGAAUGACCCAAGCUUGAUGAGACGGCAGUCUCCGGGUGAUGAUGUGUACAGUACAAAGAGUGACCUGCCGGUUCACGUGAGGACACUUAAAGGUUCCUGGUCGUUGACUGAAUCGUGUUGUGUGCCUUCACACCCGUUUCCUUCUCCAAAAAAAGGCAAUAGGCACGAGGACGGGACACAGAGCGACUCUGAAGACCCCGUAGUGCCCAAGGCAGAGAAGGAGACGAUGACGGGCAGUGAGCGUGCGACAGAGCAAACCAAGCUGCAGCGCCAGAUGAGGCGUGAUCCCCACGAGAUGCUGCACAACAAGCAGGCCUUUGUCAUUGAAUUCUUCGAGGACACGCCGCGGAAGAAGCGGUCGCAGUCCUUCACACACAGUGCUCACUCCUCCCAGAGCGACACUGAUCCGGGGAUGAAGACCAAGGCUGAAAAGCGCAAGAAUGCUUUACCAGCAGAGAAGCUGGGAAAUGCAGUGCCACCAUCCCACCUCGGGGCCCAGACGGGCAAACCCAGUAACAGCUCCUCCGGGACCCAAAGAACUAGCUCCUUCAAGAGGGAGAAGACAGAGGAUCGGAUCAACAAUUCGUCUUCCUCUGCUUCCAGAGUUAAAACGUAUGGGAGCGUUGGGAGGAAGUCUAAAAUGGCUCAGGAUUUUAUGGCUGAGUACUUGCGGGAGACUGCUCAGUCUGGGAAGCCAAAUGCUGAGAAACCAGCACCUCUGCCUGUGCCGGUAGCUCCGCGUGUGGUUAUAUCAUCAGAACCAGAGUCUGCCUCUACUCCACCUCCAGAGGUAAAGUCUGCCCAGGGCAGGAGAAAUGAUGAAGAAGACAGUGUAAGUGAGACGGGCACAUACACAAUUGAGACGGAGACGCAGGAUAAAGAGGUGGAGGAAGCACGAAAAAUGAUAGAUCAGGUUUUUGGUGUUCUUGAGUCACCUGAAUUUUCCAGAAUCUCUUCAGCUUUUAGACCAAUAAUUAAAGGUGAAAAAGAUGACUCCAGUUCUCAUCAGCGUCUAAUCAGUGAAAAUGGCACUGGUCAGAAGUCACCCUUGCUCCAGGCAUUUGCCUCAAAAGCUGUGAGUGGGUCUCAGGCUGAUGCACAGAUGUCUGCAGCAUCUCAAGGGAGUCAGAAGUGGGUGUCUAGGUGGGCAAGCCUUGCGGACAGUUACUCAGACUCCGGAUCUGUCUCUGGGCAGGGUGAUGGAGGUUCAGAAAGUGGUGUAGCCCCAAAAUCCGGGGAACCAGAAAACACUGUGCCCUUGAGAACAAGACGCCUUCUUCCUCAACUCCCACCAAGUGAUAAAUCGGACAGUCCCACACCCACGGUCCUGGUUUGCCAGGAGUCCUAUUCUGAGGUUACCAAGAGAACCAUUGUGAAGGACCACUGCGUGGAAGCCUACAGUGAUCCCAGCAGCCGUCUCUUCAUCCAAGAAGACUUGGAUCCAGAUAGCCUUAGCGAUGCCAGCAGAUCUGAUGAUGGCUUCAGCACAGAAAAAGGCAAGAAAUAUAAAGAGAACAAUAAAAUGCUAGAGCAGAUGGGAGAAGACACAAGGUCAGAGAGCCAGCAGCCAGGAGCCUCCCGAGUCUCAAACGUGAGAGCUGUAAGUGAGCCAGUUUCUACUUCAUUCUACAUUGGUGAUGACAGCAGUGAUGCAGGGAUUCCCUCCAAGCUUCCUCUGAGCAUGUCCCAUGCUCGAGCAGACAAAGACAGCAAAGAUCAGGAGUUUUCCUUCAAGUCUGCUGGCACACCAGUUCCUGGAAAGCCACCGGUCAAAGAUGUUAGCGCUUACAUAAGUGCAUCUGGAAAAGUCGUUAUUUCCCUUCAUCAGAGUCUUCCUCAAGAUCAAGAAAACAUGUCGGGAAAGGAAGCAUCAUCUUUUGUUAGACAGGAAAGUUUUACCAAAGAUAAAUCUAGUAGUGGUGCUCCUCAAAAUAAACUCCCGCAUAUUUCAAGUCACCCUCUACUUAAAGAUUUAGAGGCUGUUCGGUCAACUCGUAUGGACUUCGGUCAGGAGACUCACCUUCUCCUUAAGGACACUGAAACUGCCUUGGCAGCACUGGAAGCCAAAUUACUUGGUCAAAGCCAACAGCUGGAGCCCUUGGAAACUGCUGGUCAGCUGGAGGACUCCUUGUCAGGGGACUCAGACGUGGACACUGCCAGCACAGUCAGCAUGGUGAGCGGCAAAAAUGUUCCAGCGAGCACCCCAAAACGCAAAGUGAUCGCGAGCUUGCAGAAGGAGAAAUCUUCCUCUACGCCAUCCAUCCAGGACCAGUGUGGGCAGCCCACUGCUCGGGACAGACUGACGGAGAAGCGGAAGACGCAAGCACCAGAGGCGUCAAACCGCGUGGAGGCUGCCAAACGCUUCCAGAUGAAGCGCAGUGCUGGGACUCGAGGGUCUCUUGACUUCACAGAUGACGAGAGAAGCUCAAGCUUACCCUACUUGCCAGUCCCUGAUGCAGUCGUGUCUGACCAUGAGCACUCUGUAACCCGUCCGGUUCCCAGAAGGAAACCUUUUACUCAGGCCACCAAGGAGGACCACAGCAAAACAACCUCAAAUGUGCAGAAAAUCCAGCAAGUCCUCACCCGCUCCAACAGUUUAUCCACCCCACGACCCACAAGGGCCUCGAAGCUACGUCGUGCCCGGCUGGGAGAUGCCUCAGAUAAUGAAUGUGUCGAUACUGAGAAAACAGCGUCCAACCCUGAAGCCACCACUCUGGGCCCCAAGCAGUCCACAGAGACAAAGAAGCUCUCCCGGCUGGACAUCCUUGCCAUGCCAAGGAAACGGGCAGGCUCGUUUACAGUGCCCAGUGACCCUGAGACGGCGCAGUCGAGGACAGGGUUUUCGGGCCGGAGUGUGGAGUCCUAUCGGAAGACAGGUGUUUCAGAUGUUAGAGCUGCGGCGAGAAAAAUGGCAGCUGCUGCCUCUGCAAAGCAGCCUUUCAACAGGACGCGUUCAAGCAGUGUCAAGUAUUCCUCCUCGUCCGCAUCAAGGCGGAGACCACAGGGUUCAGAUUAUACUUCUACUUCGGAGGAGGAAUAUGGCUCAAAUCACAGCUCCCCUAAACACAAACGCUCCCAUACUUCAACAGCCACACAAACACCGAGGAUACGUGGCUCUGGGCUGAGCAAGCAGAAGCACAAUGGCAGAGAAACGGAUGAUGAUGAAGAUUUUGAUGACCAUCCUGACCCAUACAACUUCAUGGCGCAAACAGCAGAGAUAGCAGAAAUAGCCAGGCUCAGCCAAACCUUGGUCAAGGAUGUGGCCAUCCUUGCUCGAGAGAUUCAUGAUGUUGCUGGAGAUGGGGACUCUCAGAGUUCAUCGGGGACAGGACCAAGCACCUCCCUCAGCUCUAUGCCCAACACUCCUGCAUCUACCAUAUCAGCGAGAGAAGAGAUUGCUCGUAGAUCUUUUCGGCUGGCAUAUCCAUCUCAGUUGGUGCAGCACAUUCCAGAAGCAAGUCUGAACUACCAGAAAGUGCCUCCGGGAUCAGUGGAACUGAAGGAUUUUGACCAAAAUAUGAACAAUAAUAGAGAAGAGGAUCCCUCAAGAAAAACAAGGACAAGAAACCGUGAGGAGGUAAUCUUUGACAAUCUGAUGUUGAACCCAGUGUCCCAGUUAUCACAUGCAAUCCGUGAAAAUACAGAAAAUCUUGCUGAAAAAAUGAAGAUUCUGUUUCAAAACUCAGAAAGGACCUGGGAGGAGAUGGAGGCCAAAAUUAAUUCAGAAAAUGAAGUGCCAAUUCUGAAGACCUCAAACAAGGAAAUCAGUUCUAUCCUGAAGGAGCUCAGGAGAGUUCAAAAACAGCUUGAAGUCAUAAAUGCUAUCAUUGACCCUACUGGAAACUUGGAUGUAGUUGCCAGUAACAAAGCAUCUUCUGCUGCUAAACAAUCUACAGCCACUAAAGUCAGGACUGCUAACAAUUCUGGGUCUACACUGGAGACUUUGUCCCCAGCACAGAUGAGAAACUACACACAGAAAUCGAACUGUGGGUCUUCUAGCUUACAGGAUUCGAAUUUCAUUCCAGGUGGAGAGAAAUAUGUGAUCUGAUAGAAUAUUUUGUAUUGCUAUCAUAUUGUAAUCUACUGUUGCAUUAGUAUUGUGUAUGAGUGGUUUGUGGACAGUUUGUGUGGAGCAGUUGUUUAGAUUGCUAACACGUUGCACAAAAAAAAAUAAUCUAUGCUGUGAGGGUGGAUGGAAGGUCUGUGUAUGCCCUUUAAACAAGACUAGCACUGUGGAGCAGCACAUAUUCAGCAUAGAGGCGAACUGAUUUUUGGAAAAUUACUAUUUCUUCCAGUGUGCCAUAAGAAAACAGGCUUUGCACAUGCUCCAUCCAAUACUGUCAAAGAUAAAGUGUUGUUGCAUUGACCUGUUCAUAAUUAUUCAGUUGUAAUGAGAUGCAAUUUUAAAAACCACCUUUCUUGGUACUAUAUUUGUUUUGGUUUUAUUUGUUUUCCUGGUUUUUUUUUUCUGCUUGUUUUGGGGUUUUUUUGGGUUGGUUUGGUUGUUUUUUUGUUUAAGCAUACAAGUGAAGCAUAACAACUCUGUUGGAAUCAAUGUGCAAAUCCAACAGAAUGAUCGUGCAAUAUCAUGGAUUUCUAGGGGAAACUCUUGGUACAGUUGUGUAAGAAGCCAUAAAAAGGCAACCACAGUGAAGUUGUGCAUCUUUUUCAGCCCAAAACAGAACAGAAUAAACCAUUUGUUUUUUCUCUUGGGAAAGUGUAAAAGUUAAUAUUGGUAUGAAUGUAAAGACUACUAAUAUGGUUACUAUUUUUGAUGAUGUUUCAGGCCCAAAGUUUGGGGUAGGUACAAAAAGUAAGAUUCUACAGUUUAGCUUGCCAAAUUUUCGUGAUUUUGCUAAAAAUGCUGUCUUUAAGCUGCUUUUUGGUUUUGGUUGUUUUGUUGGAGGUUUUUUUUUUUCCCCUUUACAUAUACAAUCUUUCACAAUGAGCUACAAAUGCUCUUGGCUGGGCCAAAGACUAAGAUAUUGUGAUUAGCUAAUUGCUAAGCAAAGCAUCUAUUCCAGUGGCUCAUGCAAUAAACUUAAUUGCACAGUUGCUGUGAACUAGUGUUCACUUGACAGCACUGAAAAAAAAUGAUGGCUUAAAUGUAGCUCCACCUUUUAUGGCUAGUUCUGUUAUGAAUCUUUUUCAAUGCAAAAGUGCUUGAAGACCACCAUUCUGUGGUAUUCAGAAACUGUUCAAGAGUGUCAAGCACUUGGUACAUUUGGGAUUUUUGUCUGGAUUUUAUUUUUGGUCUGUUAUAAUCCUAGAAACACUAAGGAUUAUGCACAGUUGCACUGAGCAAUUUCUUGUUUAAAACCAGUUGGUUUUUUGUAUUCUGUCUUUCUGCUAAACUGCAAAACACUAAGCAAUUUUUGUGGCUUGAAGAACAAAAUUUUUGGUUUUUGAGGGGGCCUCUUCCAGAUGUGUUUGCUCCCAGUUUUUUCAGUCUUGUAUCAAUUCCUUUUUCAUUUUUCCUGGUCAAUAAAAAGUAAUUGGGUAAAGAAAUUCUUUUGUAGCUGACGAGGAUACGUUUACUGGGAAAGGUGAGCAGAUGAGUUCCACUUUGCCCUCAUACAGUGCGUAGUUUAACCAGUGAAAAAAUGGUUUCCCAAGCUUGACUGCUUCUUGUGUACUGACUUUAUAUUUUGGGGUGGGUAGUGGAUUCUUUAGUUAGCUUCAGUAGUUACCUGAGCUUUUCUGCUAGAAUGUUGUAACAGUGGGAACCUGUUAAAAUAAUUUAAAUAAAUAGGGAUGCUCACAAAGUGUUUAAUCUUACUAGCCAAGAUCGUGAUGGCUUUCCUGGUGAUGCCAGUGAGAGCUGUUCAUCAAUUCAGCAGAAACAGGAUCGGUCCCAAAAUGGGAGUAUGCCAACAGGCCAUUAGUUUCUUUGAGUGUGCAAGAUGCUGGCUGAUAAACAGUAGGUGCAAAUAUUCUUCUAAGAUUUCCAGUAGGUUAUAAGACUCAUCAGCUUGUGUGGAGAUGCUCUUCCAUGAAGUCUGCUGGAUUUCAUGUAGAUGAAUGCAGAAUAAAAAAGAAUUUGCCCUUGAUGUUCUUCUGCCUGUAAUAUAUGCACUAUCUGAAUGUGUUCAUCCAGUCGUUUAUUCUGAUCUGUCUUUUCUUGAAAUACCUAUGUCCUUGAUGAAUAUCAUAAGUGGUGGUAUUGUUUCUGACAUAUGAGACACAAUUUUUCAGGCCCUUUUGGGUUAGGGUUUGAACCAACCAGGUGCUACCUCAACUCAGUAGGAGUUGAAGGACCUUCACAGAUUAGAUAUUGCUGUUAGUUUUGCUGUAGAGACAAGUGAAUUAUGCAGACAUCUGACAUGUAUUAUUAUUUGUUAACCAUGUUUCCACAUCUUCAUAGUUACGCUCUAGUGAAUUUUAUUUCUCAAAACAGAAGUCCCAUCAUGUACUUUCACUUGAAAAUUGCUUUUUUCUUCUUUCAUCCAUGAAUAUAUCAAGGAUGGAUUUUAUUCCUUGGUUGCUCUGUUUUGAACUUGAGAGAGAGCCCGCAGACAUCUUGCAUCAAUUAAAUCAACCCACAAAAUAUGGUACCUUUUCAAGUGACUAGUAAGGAUGCAACAAUUGGUGUCUGUUUGUAAUUUGGAAAUGUGUGUGUGAAGGGGGUGGAGGAUGCACAGCUUGAUUUGUUUUAUUUGUGACUCAGCCAAACUAUAAAAUGCUUCUGUGUCCUGACAUGACAUUCCUUGGAUCUCUGCAUUUAAAACAGUUUUACUAGUUAAUGAUGAAAUGCAACAUAUUUUUUUUUUUUUUUUUCUUGUAUUCACUGCUUCAGAAGCAUACCCCAUUUGCACUUGUCUGCUCCAGGUAAGCCAAAGAGCUGGCCACCUGACUAACUCCUUCAUUGAUUGUUCAUUAUUACAAGCAGUACUGUACGCAAUCAUGAAAACAUGCCUCUGGGUGACUCCACUAGAAGUGGUGUAUCUGGGUGGCCUAGGAUCAGUGUGUGAGAUACCUGUUGGCUUCCAUGAGCUACGGAUGGGCCUUGUGUUGAGGUUGGUAGGGGUGACAGUGGUCUGUGGGUCGCUCUCAUACCAUAUUGCUUUCAUGUGUUUUGUAUCUGACUAAAAAAAUGUAACGAAGGAUGGGAUUCUCAAAGUCUUGGGGGAAGCAAGUGCUCAGGUCCAUUUGGGUUUCCAUACUCUUUGGGUGCCUGAUGCCGUGAACACGUUUCAAAAUCCCAGCCUCAGCUCUUCCAUUAUACUUGAAAACCAUGUUCUCAGUUCGACACUUUCAAACAUAAAAACCUGUUACUCUGUUCUGAUAGCAUGAAUGUAAAUUCCUGCAAGAAUGUGUAUGUGCUUUGUGAGCAAGGACCUAAAUGUAUCUACAAUGAUGUCAUGUUAUGGUCAUGCUCCAGGAGAAGAGAACACCUGCAUCAUCUUUGAGUAUUUUAGUAAAGGUACAACUAGUAGAAUGUUUACAUACAGCCUACUGAAACAAAAAAGAGGAGACAGAAGAAAGAUAGUGUAUAGUAUUUAAGUGCAAGAUUCUGCUAGUUUUUUCUUGUUUUGCAGAUCACACUAGCUAUUUUUGAAGUUCUGUAAAUGUGUAUAACUUUUGCAAAGACCAGACAGAACUACCUGUUCACUUUUGAUGUGCCCCGUGCUGAAUCGUGCCUAUUUCACUCUCUGCUGUUGUUAUGCUGCUGAUUCUGCUGUUCUGAACUGUUCACUGGAUCAUUCCAUUUGCAUGCAACACAAAUGCAAGCUGAGCUGUCUGAGAGUAAAGCUGAAACACGUUUGUAUAACUUGAAUCAAUUAAUGACUUUCUCUUUUCCACACCCUCUUGAAAUGCUGUGUAUAUUUUUGAUUUGUUUCUCCUGCCCAAAUUUUUUUCCUCUUUUGUUUUCUUUUUGAAUGGUAAUUUAUUUUUGUUUGGAUUAUAGGCAGUGUCUGUACAUUUUGUUUCAAGGUGAUAUUGUGGACAUCUUUAAAAGACAAAUUGUUAUUUUAUAUAAUUUUAUCAUAAAGUUGCUCUAAUAAAUCAUUCUUUUAUCACGUGA
Strigops habroptila (Kakapo) is the source of this 9262-nucleotide messenger RNA. RefSeq names its product centrosomal protein 170B (gene CEP170B). NCBI's taxonomy places the organism in Eukaryota, Metazoa, Chordata, Aves, Psittaciformes, Psittacidae. The coding region runs from base 278 to 5284 and encodes 1668 amino acids. The transcript is spliced from 21 exons. Gene Ontology annotation, molecular function: protein binding. The record is from RefSeq and is a predicted model, not a curated record.